AUGAAGCCAGCGAGGACUAAGACACCCAGGAAACCUGUAGGGAAGAAAGGAUCCCAAACGAGUCUUAAAGACCCAGUUGGGGUAUACUGUAGAGUGCGCCCACUGAGCUUUCCUGAUCAAGAGUGUUGCAUAGAAGUGAUCAAUAAUACAACUGUUCAGCUUCAUACUCCUGAGGGAUAUAGACUCAACCGAAAUGGAGACUAUAAGGAGACUCAGUAUUCAUUUAAACAAGUAUUUGGCAUUCAUACCACCCAGAAGGAGCUCUUUGAUGCUGUGGCUAACCCCUUGGUAGAUGACCUCAUUCAUGGCAAAAAUGGUCUUCUUUUCACAUAUGGUGUGACGGGGAGUGGGAAGACUCACACCAUGACUGGUUCCCCAGGAGAAGGAGGGCUGCUUCCUCGUUGUCUGGAUAUGAUCUUUAAUAGUAUAGGGUCAUUUCAGGCUAAAAGAUAUGUUUUUAAAUCUAAUGAUAGGAAUAGCAUGGAUAUACAGUGUGAAGUUGAUGCCUUAUUAGAACGGCAGAAAAGAGAGGCCAUACCCAACCCAAAGACCCCUUCUAGCAAACGACAAAUAGAUCCAGAGUUUGCAGAUAUGAUAAAUGUACAAGAAUUUUGCAAAGCAGAAGUUGAUGAGGAUAGUGUCUAUGGUGUAUUUGUGUCUUACAUUGAAAUAUAUAAUAAUUACAUAUAUGAUCUACUGGAAGAGGUGCCGUUUGAUCCCAUAAAACCUAAGUGGAACGUUUACAACACCCCCAUGAGGAACACAGACUUUCUGCCUCUACAAUCUAAAUUGCUUCGUGAAGACAAGAAUCAUAAUAUGUAUGUCGCAGGAUGUACAGAAGUAGAAGUAAAAUCUACUGAAGAGGCUUUUGAAGUUUUCUGGAAAGGCCAGAAAAAGAGACGUAUUGCUAACACACAUUUGAAUCGUGAGUCCAGCCGUUCCCAUAGUGUAUUCAAUAUUAAAUUAGUUCAAGCCCCACUGGAUGCAGAUGGAGACAAUGUCUUACAGGAAAAAGAACAAAUCACUAUAAGCCAGUUGUCCUUGGUGGAUCUUGCUGGAAGUGAAAGAACUAACCGGACAAAAGCAGAAGGGAAUAGAUUACGUGAAGCUGGUAACAUUAACCAAUCACUAAUGACGCUAAGAACAUGUAUGGAAGUCCUGAGAGAAAACCAAAUGUAUGGAACUAACAAGAUGGUUCCAUAUCGAGAUUCAAAGUUAACCCACCUGUUCAAGAACUACUUUGAUGGGGAAGGAAAAGUACGCAUGAUCGUGUGUGUGAAUCCAAAGGCUGAAGAUUAUGAAGAAAGCAUGCAAGUCAUGAGAUUUGCAGAAGUGACCCAGGAAGUUGAAGUUGCAAGACCAGUAGAUAAGGCAAUAUGUGGUUUAACACCUGGACGGCGAUACCGGAACCACGGUCGGGCAGGUCCAGUUGGAGAUGAACUGUUGGUUACAGACGUGGUCUUACAGAGUUUUCCACCAUUGCCGCCCUGCGAGAUUUUGGAUAUCAAUGAUGAGCAGACUCUCCCCAGGCUUAUUGAAGCAUUAGAGAAACGCCAUCAGCUACGACAAAUGAUGAUUGAUGAGUUUACUAAACAAUCUUUUACUUUUAAAGGUAUGUUGCAAGAAUUUGACAAAGGUGUUUCAAAUAAAGAAUACUCCAUUCAAGGAAAACUGAAUGAAAAAGAAAAGGUGAUAUCAGGACAAAAAUUGGAAAUAGAACGACUGGAGAAAAAAACCAAAACUUUAGAAUAUAAGAUUGAAAUUUUAGAGAAAACAACUACUAUCUAUGAAGAAGAUAAGCGCAAUCUGCAACAGGAACUUGAAGCCCAGAAUCAAAAACUUCAACAACAGUUUUCUGACAAACGCAGACUAGAAGCCAGAUUGCAAGGCAUGGUGACAGAAACAACAAUGAAGUGGGAGAAAGAAUGCGAGCGGCGAGUGGCAGCUAAACAAUUGGAGAUGCAAAAUAAACUCUGGGUGAAAGAUGAAAAACUGAAACAACUGAAGGCUAUUGUUACUGAACCCAAAUCUGAAAAGCCAGAGAGACCCUCUCGGGAACGGGAUCGAGAAAAAGCUACUCCAAGAUCUGUUUCUCCAUCGCCAGUACCUCUUUCUGAUAACUAUAUUGCUCAGAUUUCCAACGGCCAGCAACUCAUGAGCCAACCACAACUACAUAGGCGCUCUAAUUCUUGCAGCAGCAUCUCAGUAGCUUCCUGUAUUUCGGAAUGGGAGCAGAAAAUUCCUUCGUACAACACACCUCCCAAUGUCACAUCCAUUGCAAGGCGUAGGCAGCAGGAGCCAGGACAAAGUAAAACUUGUAUCGUGUCAGACAGAAGGCGAGGGAUGUACUGGACUGAAGGCAGGGAGUUGGUUCCUACAUUCAGGAAUGAGAUAGAAGUAGAAGAGGAUCAAUGCUACAGGAACGCACCACCACUUCGUCUCCGCCACAGACGAUCACGCUCUGCAGGAGACAGAUGGGUAGAUCAUAAGCCUGCCUCUAACGUGCAAACUGCAACAGUCAUGCAGCCACAUGUCCCUCAUGCCAUCACAGUGUCUGUUGCAAAUGAAAAGGCACUAGCUAAGUGUGAGAAGUACAUGCUGACCCACCAAGAACUAGCCUCCGAUGGGGAGAUUGAAACUAAACUAAUUAAGGGUGAUGUGUAUAAAACACGGGGUGGCGGACAAGCUGUUCAGUUUACUGAUAUUGAGACUUUGAAACAAGAAUCACCAACUGGUCGAAAACGAAGAUCUUCCACAGUAGCACCUGCCCAACCAGAUGGUGCAGAGUCUGAAUGGACCGAUGUAGAAACCAGGUGCUCUGUGGCUGUAGAGAUGAGAGCAGGGUCUCAGCUGGGACCUGGAUAUCAGCAUCAUGCACAACCCAAGCGCAAGAAGCCAUAA
Molecule: messenger RNA, 2901 nt
Organism: Pipistrellus nathusii (Nathusius's pipistrelle)
Lineage: Eukaryota; Metazoa; Chordata; Mammalia; Chiroptera; Vespertilionidae
Source: the annotation of a GenBank genome assembly